ACUAAAUUUAAUAACUUAGCAGUAAAUGACAAUCAAAAUAAUUGUUCAUAUUGUAAUAAAUCAUUUACCGAAAAUUUAUGGUGCAAAGAAUGCGAUCCUCGUCGUAUAAUGAAAGGAUGGACUAGCGGAAAUGAUGAUAUCGAUAAGUUUAUAAAAGAUACAAUUUAUAAUGCAAGACAAAAUAUUGACGAUAUUUUCCUCGAAUGGAUACCAUAUAAUAGGUUUAUAGACAUAAGACAAAUUGGUGAAGGUGGUUUUGCAGAGAUUUAUUCUGCGAUAUGGGUAGAUAGUAACUCAUCAUAUUAUAAAGAUAAUGAAGGUUGGAAAAAAUUGGAUUCUAAACCUAAGAAAGUUGCUUUGAGAAAAUUAAAAAGAUCACAGAAUAUUUCAGCUGAAUAUUUAAAUGAGAUUAAAAUACUUUGGAACUUAUAUAAAUUUGGAAGAAGUCAGCAUAUGCAUUUCUUAGAUUUUUAUGGGAUGACUAAGGAUCCAGAAACCGAAGAAUAUAUUAUGAUUAUAAAAUUUGCAAAUAAAGGAAAUUUGAGGAGUAUUCUUUCGAAUAACUUUAAAAAUCUUCUUUGGAAUGAUAAAAUAUCUUUAUUAUGUGAUUUACUAGAAAACAUCAAAAAUUUACAUAAAUUAGGAAUUUUUCAUAAAGAUCUUCACAGUGGAAAUAUCCUACAAGAUAAUUUUGCAACUUACGUUACUGAUUUUGGACUUUCUGGUCCAGCAAAUGAACAAAAAUCAAAUGAUAAAAUAUGUGGAGUAUUGCCAUAUAUCGCCCCAGAAAUUUUAUACGGAGGACCUUACACUCUUUCUUCUGAUAUUUAUAGUAUUGGUGUAAUUAUGGCUGAAUUAUCAUCUGGAAAACCACCUUUUCAUAAAAGAGAACAUGAUCAGUCUUUGGCAUUACAAAUAUGCACCGGACUCAGGCCGGACUUUGGGAAAGGAACUCCAGUAAUUUAUAAAGAGUUAUCUCUUAUAUGCAUGUAUUCAAAUCCAAAUCAGAGACCAACAGCUGAAGAAUUAUAUUCUAUAAUAAGCUUUUGGCAUAAAUCUAUGAAUGGUUAUUAUUAUAAAGGUUAUCAAGAAAAAGAAGAAUAUGGUUAUAAAAGAAAAGAAAUUGAAUUUAUAUUUAAAGAGGCCGACAAAGAGAUACCAAACAUUUUAACUUCAUACGAAAAAGAGCUUGAUGCUAUAUAUACAAGUAGAUUACUUACAUUUGAUCUAACAAGUGCUCUUAAUUCAUCUAUAAUUACGUCAUAUCUUGAUGAAGAGGAUAAUUAAGAUUUACAAUUAUUCGACUUGGAGGUUUCUGAUGAAAAUUAUAUAGAUAGCUAAACAUUUCAAUACUUCAAAUAUUUUAAAUUUUGUUUUUAUUAGUUAUUUGUUUGUAUUUUUUUUACAAUUUAAAAGGUAUCAAUCGUAGGGUCCACAUUUAAAUACGAUUGUUUACAUACCUUUUUCGAACAGAUAAAUAAAUCAGAUUCAGAUAUGUGAGUACAAACGUUUAUGUAAUUGCAUUUGUAAUAGUCUUAAAAAAAUAAAUAAAUUAUAAACCUUACAAUAUUAUUAAGUACCAA
Molecule: messenger RNA, 1583 nt
Organism: Rhizophagus irregularis DAOM 181602=DAOM 197198
Lineage: Eukaryota; Fungi; Glomeromycota; Glomeromycetes; Glomerales; Glomeraceae
Biological process (GO): protein phosphorylation; signal transduction
Cellular component (GO): cytoplasm
Molecular function (GO): protein kinase activity; ATP binding
Source: RefSeq, a predicted model, not a curated record